GGGCCCGGCAGAAUGGCUCUUGCAAAGAAGGGAGGCGUGAGGAAGAAGGGCUGUGCUGCCAUCAGUGAGGUGGUGACCCGAGAAUACACCAUCAACAUUCACAAGCGCAUCCAUGGAGUGGGCUUCAAGCAGCAUGCUCCUCAGGCACUCAAAGAAAUGAGGAAAUGGAAGGAAAUGGGGACACCAGAUGUGCGCACUGACACCAUGUUCAAUAAAGCCAUCUGGGUCAAGGGAAUAAGGAACGUUCCAUAUCAUAUCCGAAUAAAUUUGUCCAGAAAACGUAAUGAGGAUGAGGAGUCACCAGACAAGCUCUACACAUUGGUAACUUACAUGCCUGUUACUAUAUUCAAAAAUCUACAGACGGUCAAUGUGGAUGAGAACUAACCUGUUAAAUGUCAAAGUUGCA
Apodemus sylvaticus (European woodmouse) is the source of this 406-nucleotide messenger RNA. RefSeq names its product 60S ribosomal protein L31-like. The record is from RefSeq and is a predicted model, not a curated record. Gene Ontology annotation, biological process: cytoplasmic translation. Gene Ontology annotation, cellular component: ribosome; cytosolic large ribosomal subunit. The coding region runs from base 13 to 384 and encodes 123 amino acids. Gene Ontology annotation, molecular function: structural constituent of ribosome. NCBI's taxonomy places the organism in Eukaryota, Metazoa, Chordata, Mammalia, Rodentia, Muridae. The transcript has a single exon.